This is a messenger RNA of Drosophila subpulchrella, 762 nucleotides long. RefSeq lists its product as uncharacterized. Gene Ontology annotation, molecular function: DNA-binding transcription factor activity, RNA polymerase II-specific; RNA polymerase II transcription regulatory region sequence-specific DNA binding; protein dimerization activity. NCBI's taxonomy places the organism in Eukaryota, Metazoa, Arthropoda, Insecta, Diptera, Drosophilidae. The transcript has 3 exons. The record is from RefSeq and is a predicted model, not a curated record. Gene Ontology annotation, biological process: regulation of transcription by RNA polymerase II; developmental process. The coding region runs from base 1 to 762 and encodes 253 amino acids.
AUGCCACGCAAGAAGCGCUCUUCCAGCCCAAUGGAUCAUUUUGACGACGAUUUCGAUGAGGAUGCAAGCUCUCAAAGUUCCCAGCCGCCGGUGCAGCGGAAUGCGGCCAACGCCCGGGAGCGAAUGCGUAUGCGGGUGCUAUCCAGUGCCUACGGUCGCCUCAAGACCAAGCUGCCCAACAUUCCGCCGGACACAAAGCUCUCCAAGUUGGACACGUUGCGUUUGGCCACGCUCUACAUCAAGCAGCUAAUUACGGCCGUCGAAACGGGCAGCAAUGGCAGCCACACCCACCCGCACCACCAUCCGCACAACCACAGUCACAGUCACCACCUCAACCACAGCCACUCGAGCACCGCCAGUUCCGACGGCCUGGACACGAGUCACAUGGCAGAGGCCUCUGGAGGAGGCAAUUACCAUUUCCACAACAACGGACACGGCAUGAGCUGGCCCUUCGAGUUCCACCAAAGUAGUCGCAGUCUGGCCUAUGUCUCGUCACCUUCAAUCACCACCACCACCUCGUCCUCCUCCACUCGCCUGGAUUGGCAAACCCUGCAUCAGCAAACCUAUCCAAAGGCCACGAGAUGCGAAACCCAUGUUGCGGCGGAUCUCAGUUACCAUCAGUUGCCGGAAUCGUCGCUUAAUCACUGGUAUCCGGCGGAAGUGCAUCAAAUGGAGCCAGCGGCCAGCUGUUCCUACGAAACGGGAAUGGGGCAGCAUCAGCGGGGUUUGGCCAUAGCCACCAGUCACUCGCAAGGCAUUUAA